Messenger RNA from Macadamia integrifolia, 3976 nucleotides. RefSeq names its product pentatricopeptide repeat-containing protein At1g80150, mitochondrial. Gene Ontology annotation, molecular function: protein binding. Gene Ontology annotation, cellular component: chloroplast. The record is from RefSeq and is a predicted model, not a curated record. NCBI's taxonomy places the organism in Eukaryota, Viridiplantae, Streptophyta, Magnoliopsida, Proteales, Proteaceae. The transcript has 3 exons. The coding region runs from base 306 to 1493 and encodes 395 amino acids.
AGAGAGAAUGGGAGGCCCUAGGUAAGAGUGCAUAGCGGACCGUUUUAGCAACCUUAUGAUUUUUUGAGUUUUGAGUUCUGAGUCUUCUGACCCCGACCCUAUUGUUCUUCCUGUUCUUCCGUCUCCAACUGUUCCUCAUCUCUCCGUCUCCGUCUCCCAUCGCCGCUGCAAACACGAACACUUCCUAUCCAUUCGGCGAAGAGAGCACUCUCCUGCGACUCAGAUGAGAAUUAGGGUUUAAGGUUUCACUCAGAGGAUGUUCAUCUAAUGACGGGGAAUGAAAUCUCUGAGAAGAACACUAGAACAUGCUUUCUCUGCGUCCUGUUCGCAGAUUCUGUGUUGAAAUCACUGCAGCUGCUGCUACUACUAUUUCAACUCAAAUCUCAAAGCCCAAGACCCUGGACGAGCCCGCAUUGGUUAAGCUCAAGGCCGAGAGAGAUCCAGAUAAGCUCUUCCACCUAUUCAAGGCCAAUGCCCACAACCGGCUUGUCAUUGAGAAUCGCUUUGCCUUUGAGGACACUGUCUCUCGCCUAGCUGGGGCGAAUCGAUUUGAUUACAUUGAAAAUCUCCUUGAGCACCAGAAAACUCUGGCUCAGGGUCGACGGGAAGGCUUCAUUGUCCGUAUUAUAAUGCUUUAUGGGAAAGUUGGUAUGAUGGAGCAUGCCCUCCAGACGUUCUACACGAUGCACCUCUUCGGCUGCACACGGACUGUCAUGUCCUUCAAUGCUGCUCUCAAGGUUUUGGCUCAGACCCUUGAUUUAGGGGCCAUUCAAGUCUUCCUUGAUGAGGUUCCACGACGAUUUUGUAUUUCGCCUGAUGUGUUCUCUCUCAAUAUCAUCAUGAAGGCUUUCUGUGAAAUUGGUAUUCUAGAUUCAGCUUAUCUGAUUAUGGUAGAGAUGGAAAAGGUGGGAAUAAGACCUGAUGUAGUUACAUAUACCACACUUAUAUCUGCCUUCUAUAAGCAUGGUAGAUCUGAGAUUGCCAAUGGGUUAUGGAAUCUAAUGGUACAUAAGGGAUGCCUUCCGAAUCUGGCUACCUUCAAUGCUAGGAUUCAGUACUUGGUUAACCAAAGACGAGCAUGGAAAGCUAACGCAUUGAUGGCUAAGAUGCAGUUACUUCGGAUAAAUCCUGAUGAUUUGACAAUUAAUUUGGUGAUCAAAGGAUUUUAUCUUGCUGGAUUUCCUAAAAUGGCGAGAAGGGUUUAUUUGGCGUUAUGUGGUGAGGGUUACAAACCCAAUCGGAUGAUUUACCAGACAUUGAUUCAUUAUGACUGCAAGACAGAGGAUUUUAAUUUGGCAUUCAGACUGUGCAAGGAUAGCAUGGAGAGGAACUGGUUCCCUAGUGUGGAUACCAUUUCUAAGCUACUUGAAGGCCUUCAGAAGAAAGCAGAGUACAGGAAGGCCAGAAUAAUCAUGAUGUUGGUUCAGAGAAGAAAACCUCCUUAUUCUCCAGAUGAACUGGGGAUUUUUCAAUCAAUAAUAUCUGAGGAUUGAUAAGAUGAGUGAUCACAGAUGGGAUUAAUUUGUGCAUGUUGACAUUGAGCUGGGAAGAGGUGAGGCUCCUUGUUCUUAUUUAUUUAUUUUUGGAUGAACAAGGAAUUCAUUACCAAAAGAAAGAAAAAACAAAAAGGACAAACAAGCUCAGCCUUACAAGGGGGUGAAGGGGCUUGAGCAUGAAAGAGAGAAGGGGGGAGGCCCGGAUUUACAAUAAUCCCAUUUCUGGGAGAAUCAGUACAACGACCUGGGGAACCUGAUAUUUUUGGCUUUGACUUCAAAAAGAAUAGAGUUCCAAUUCUGAGAGACUUAGAUUUAGAAGCCUAUCUUCUGAGGUUGCACUCUAGCCAGAUGUGGGAGAUAGCUGCACCAAAAGUCUAAUUUACCCACCUUGUCACAACUAGAGUUCUCAGAAAAAGACAUGUCAACCCAAAUUCACUUUCAGUCGAACGGAAUGAUACUCCUUCUAUGCCAGCACUUGGCUAGAAGACCAAGCCAAACUGCCAAAGAGAAGGGGCAGGCGAAGAACAGGUGAUCCACAUCUUUGGGAGCAUUCUAGUAAAGCCAACACUAGGGCGAGACUGGAUAGGCAGCGGGUGAAGGCCCUCCAAACUGUGAAGCUGUGUCGGGGGAUGGAGUUCUUGAACCAAACUAGGUGGAGCCAAAGUUUGAUAGAACCUCUGAACCGGAUAUGAAGCAGACUUGGAACAAAGGAGCCUGACGCUGAAGCUGCCCAAGACACGAGAUUGAUGCAUACUGAUUUAUUAUUCAUACUGAUUUAUUCAUUUAUUGAUGCAUGUCCUAUAUUGUAAUUCUUAGCGGAUGAGUAAUGGAGCAGAAGGCAAUUCCAAGCUUGUCCAUCGAGUCUGUUGUAAUAUGACAUAUCAAGGAAGUUUUGGGGACUACUCACUGAAUUCUUGUAAGUUACUUUUAUGGGGGGCAUUCUUCUCUUUUCUUUCAGUUGCUGAUUAUUACCCAUUCUUUCCCCAGACGGUAUCCCAAUGAAAUAAAAUUUUACUGCAAUAAAUACACUGAAUUCCAUACUUCUAUGUGAUUACUUGUGAGUGAUUUUACGUCUAGUUCAAUAUAUUCAGCUUGGUUGGAUCAAGGAGAGAAUGGUGAAGAGAAACACGGACUUCUUGUUGGAUAUCAUCCAAUUUAAAUAGAGAAAGCUGCUGGCGAGAGAGAGGAGGCACCUUUCCCAUCUAUGGAAAUCUCAGGCUCCAUCAAAAUACAAGAUUUGAUGUGGGAAGUUCACUAGGAAAAGGUGAAUAAAAGUGAUAUGCUGCAGAGAAGACAUCCUAAUAGGUCCCUAUAGCCUCAAAAAACGCCACUUAUGCUCAAAGGAUGAUGAAUCUGUUGGUAACUCUUUUUAUUCAGUGACUUUUUGAAGAAAAUAUGGCACCAUUUCUUGGGGUUAUUUGAUAUUUUCUGGACAUCUCCUCUGGAAAUAUCGGACCUGGCUGUUUGCUGAAGCUCCAUCUCCUUUGGACCUAGAGGAAAGAUCUUGUGGACAUACACUAUAUUGGAAAUAUUUUAGCAUUUGGGAGAAGAGAGACAGUAUGAUACUCAAGUAAGAGAGCAGAGUUUCAAUGAAGAUUUGUGAAAGAAACAGGUAGGGUUCCACAUUGGGCUUCCAACCAAGAUAUAUAUAGAGGCAUUCCACUAUGAGGGAUUGGGGUCAGGUGGUCAGAUCCAGUCCUAUAAUGACAGAAUCAAAGAUGAAAGGGAGAGGCGCCUCCCAGAGACAGCAGUUGAAUUGAAUUUUGAUUGUUGUUUGGGCAAUCCAGGACCUUCAGGUAAUGAAGGGGUGCUUAGAGAUCAUGAGGGUAACAAUCUCUUGGCCUUCUCAGGUCCCAUUGGUAUUGGGGAUUCCAACAUGGCAGAAGUCAAAGAAGUGAUUCAAGGGCUAUCCAUCUUCGCCAUUCAGCCUUGGACACACCUUAUCAUGGAAGGGGACCCAACUUUGGUGGAUUCUGAGAUUGUUUGGAGGCUAGUUCAUUUGACUUGGAGAGCAAAAGCACUAUGCAAUCAGGAGGAUAUCUCAUUUUCUUGGGGACCUAGAGAUGGUUUUCAAUGGAUUCUGACAUUCUUGGAAGCGAGUUCAUUUGACUUGGAGAGCAAAAGCACUAUGCAAUCAGGAGGAUAUCUCAUUUUCUUGGAGACCUAGCGAUGGCAAUUCCUUGUCAGAUGAUGGUUUAGCUGGUGAAGGGGUGGGGAGAGUAUUUAUAGCACCAUAUCCAAAUGUGCAGUAGAGAGUAGUUUUUUUUUUUUUUUUUUUUUGGGUUUUUGGAUUCUUAGGGUUGCUCUGUAUAAGAUGUAUUAAUUUUUGGUCUUUGCAUUCUUAGGUUGGUUCUGUAUAAGAUGUAGAGCUUUUAUAUUCAUGUACAGAUGUUCUGAUUUCUACUGGCUAAAUGUCCCAUAAAAUGAUAAAAGAAAAUAUCUAAUUGGAGCUUAUUUCUAUGACAUUGCAUUUAGUAGCU